Molecule: messenger RNA, 1794 nt
Organism: Mucor velutinosus
Lineage: Eukaryota; Fungi; Mucoromycota; Mucoromycetes; Mucorales; Mucoraceae
Exons: 3
Coding region: 1-1794 (597 amino acids)
Cellular component (GO): cytoplasm
Molecular function (GO): protein binding
Source: RefSeq, a predicted model, not a curated record
AUGGCAACAUUAUGCUUUGUAUCUCAAUAUCUCUCAAGCAUAAUCCAUUCUCCACCACAACAAUGUCAGUCAUUGCAAGACAUUUACAGCACUGCAAAGUACUUGUGGCAUGAGCAAAGAUACAGCGAGGCAUAUCGUAUAUUCCACGCAUUGGGUGAGCAGCAGCAAUACAAAACCUCAACUUGUGCGUGGUAUCAGAUCCAAUGCCUACUCGCUUUGAAUCAUUGGCAUCAGGCAGUGCUUGUUUGCUUGGAUCAGGCAAAGAACUCUGCCUCUGACCAGUGGUAUCUUAUGGCAGCCGAUAUCUACAUGAACCGAUGCGAUUAUACGCUGGCUUGGGAAACACUGAACCGAGCACCCGACACUGCCAGUAUCCUGGAUGCUAAAAGACUAGCAUAUGAAGGAAUCCAGCAUGCCAGUUGUGUUCGCCGUAACGAUAUUCUGGAUAAACUACCUUAUGAUGUGGCCAUCCAAGUUUUCUUGUGCCUGGAUCUACCCUCAUUGGUGAGGUGUACUCGUGUAUCGAAACGCUGGAGGCAGUAUCUAGUAUACAGUCCACAACUUUGGAAUGAACUGGAGUUUUCAAAACAGGCUGCAAAUCUUCCAAUUUCAACUAUCAAUGCUUACUUGAGUCGCUUGGGAAAAAUGCCUUUGACCAAAUUGGUAAUUGGACACCAACAGUCUGACGGUGAUGGUAUUCUCAUGGCAUUAGCUCAGAGACAAUGUUACCGGCUAAAGACGCUGAUUAUAUCAGACAUGAUUUGCACACCUGCACUGUUCUUUAAUGCAUUGGAAUACAUUGGAUCGACAUUAGACAAAUUGCAUUGGGGUGGAGUUUCAUUGCGCUUAAAUGAUAUCAUCGAUACGCUGCCUCAAAUGUGCCCUCAACUCAAACAUCUUACAGUGCAAGAUUGCUUUACCUCGCUUCAUGAUGCUCGACUGCAUAACGGAGCUGCAUACCGCUUAGAAUACUUUGGUGAUAGAUUUCCUACCACAUUUACAAAGAUCAUUGAAGACCUCAGCCUGCUACCGCACAUUGAAUCAUUGGAGCUAACUGGAAUUCAUGGUUUGACAGCAAGUUAUUUAGCAAGCAUUGUGGUUCGCUGCCCAGACAUGAGGAAACUUGUGCUGAACCGGUGCCUCGUCAAUAUCAUCCCUGUAUUCAACAUCUUGCAAGUAUGCUGUCCGAAAUUGCAGCACCUUGAAUACGAAAGAAACAGGUAUUGUCAGCAAUUUGACCAAUAUCAAGCCGCACCCAGCAGACAACCAAAUGAAAAGAUACACGGCCCUUUGUUUUAUAAGUCUUACUAUCCCUGGAAGCAUGUUAAAAUUCAUUUGACACACAUGCUCACAGACAGUGCCAUCAAACACUUUUUGCAUGGAUCAGCAUCCUCACUGGAGACGUUGGAUUUACGGGGCAAUACCCUUAUCUCGGAUCAAGGGCUCCUAAGCAACAUGCCGAUGAAGAACCUGAAGAGUCUUUUUCUCAGGGAGUGCUACAGCUUGACCUCGAAAGGUGUUAGCACUCUAUUAUCGCAGAGCCCACUGCUAGAGCACGUCAAUCUGUCACAUCUAGUCAUCAUCAAUGAUGCUGUCUUGCGCCAAUUGGCAAGCUGUCAAAAGCUGCAAACACUCGAUCUGUCAUAUGCCAAUUUGACCGUUUCCGAGGAAACAUUUCGAUACUUUAUCGAUCAACGCCUGCACACGCUUAAAUCACUUGCACUGGAUGCCACCAACAUUUCAAAAGAGUUACUAUGCUAUUCUAUGAUGAAACUAAAAAGCGGUACAGUUUGA